Molecule: messenger RNA, 270 nt
Organism: Lactuca virosa
Lineage: Eukaryota; Viridiplantae; Streptophyta; Magnoliopsida; Asterales; Asteraceae
Source: the annotation of a GenBank genome assembly
AUGGCUCCAACACAUCCGAUAAGAUUGGGAUUGGCACUAAAUUUCUCAGUGUUUUACUAUGAGAUUUUCAAUUCAUCUAACAGGGCUUGCAACAUGGCUAAACAGGCAUUCGAGGAAUCCAUUGCUGAGCUGGACACCUUGGGUGAAGAAUCCUACAAGGAUAGAACUUUGAUUAUGCAAAUGUUAAGGGACAAUUUAACUAUAUGGACUUCAGAUGCACUGGUUAAAGCCAUGUUAUCCUCUACCUAUCUCUCUCUCAUAUAUGACUGA